AUGGAUCCACUAGUUACCACUUUAACGCUUUUUCAAAUUGAGCAAGCAAUUAUUAAUGUAGAGAACGCAAAGCUCCAGCAGGAGCAAACCCUGGCUGCCUUCUGGGAGCACAUGCCUCCUGUCGAGGAGGAGGUCCUGGUAAAGCGGAUACAAGAGCUCCGGGACCAUAUUCGCGCUCUGGAAGAACAAAGGAGGGUUCUCAUCCGAGAGCGUGAAUUGCUGCUUAUCAGGGCGGCCUCCAUCAUCUGCAGGAGACCUGGGGGAAACUACUAA
Messenger RNA from Lathyrus sativus (Indian pea), 273 nucleotides. Lineage: Eukaryota; Viridiplantae; Streptophyta; Magnoliopsida; Fabales; Fabaceae. The record is from the annotation of a GenBank genome assembly.